CUGGCCCUCUCUUCUCUCAAACGUUCCAUUUUAUGGUCGUAAAUCUUCAUUUUUGUUGGGAUCCAACGUCCUCCCGCCAACGCAGAUUUAUCCCAAAAGGUUUAAGCUCCCACUCCCAGAGCACUCACUGCAUGCCGCUCUAAAACCCUAAACCUCCCUCCAGAGCUCCUCGAGUCUUUCUCCUCUCUCGCUCUAGAAUUCAAAACCCUAGGGUUCUCACACACCAGCCUUCUCCGAAAAUGAGCUUCGCGGCAUACAAGAUGAUGCACUGGCCGACGGGCAUUGAGAACUGUGCAUCGGGGUUCAUCUCUCACUCACGCUCCGACUUCGUGCCUCGAAUUCCUCCGAUUCAGACGGAGGACCUCGAGUCUGAAUGGCCCACCUCGCGCCGAGAAAUCGGCCCCAUUCCAAACCUCGUCGUCACCGCCGGGAAUGUCCUUGAAGUGUACGUCGUCAGAGUUCAAGAGGAAGAUGGCACCAGAGGCCCUAGGGCUUCAGGAGAACCCAAACGUGGUGGUCUCAUGGACGGCGUCUCUGGGGCUUCGCUUGAGCUCGUUUGCCAUUACAGAUUGCACGGUAAUGUGGUAACAAUGGCGAUAUUAUCUAGUGGAGGUGGAGAUGGUUCCAGAAGAAGAGAUUCUAUUAUUUUAACCUUUGAAGAUGCGAAAAUUUCAGUUCUAGAGUUUGAUGAUUCAAUUCAUGGACUUCGUACUAGCUCUAUGCACUGUUUUGAGGGCCCAGAGUGGCUUCAUUUGAGAAGAGGUAGAGAGUCAUUUGCAAGAGGCCCAUUGGUUAAGGUUGAUCCUCAAGGAAGGUGUGGAAGCAUUCUUGUUUAUGGUCUGCAAAUGAUAAUACUUAAAGCUUCUCAGGGUGGCUCUGGUUUGGUUGGAGAUGAUGAUAGUUUUGGUUCUGGAGGUGCAAUUUCUGCUCGUAUUGAGUCAUCUUACAUUGUUAAUCUACGAGAUAUGGACAUGAAGCAUGUAAAGGAUUUUACAUUUUUACAUGGUUAUAUCGAGCCUGUGAUGGUUAUCCUUCAUGAGCGGGAGCUUACCUGGGCUGGGCGUGUCUCAUGGAAGCACCACACUUGUAUGAUUUCUGCACUUAGUAUCAGCACAACUUUGAAGCAGCAUCCUCUUAUAUGGUCAGCUGUUAAUCUCCCACAUGAUGCCUACAAGCUACUUGCUGUACCAUCUCCAAUUGGUGGUGUUCUUGUGAUUAGUGCAAAUUCUAUUCAUUACCAUAGCCAGUCAGCCUCAUGUGCGUUGGCAUUGAACAGUUACGCUGUUUCUGCUGAUAACAGUCAAGAGAUGCCAAGAUCUAGUUUCACCGUGGAGCUUGACACUGCCAAUGCAACUUGGUUAUUGAACGAUGUAGCCUUGCUGUCUACAAAAACUGGAGAGCUACUAUUGCUUACCCUUGUUUAUGACGGACGGGUUGUGCAGAGACUUGACCUUUCAAAGUCUAAAGCUUCAGUACUUACGUCGGGUAUUACGAAAGUUGGAAAUUCGUUAUUUUUUCUGGGCAGUCGGUUGGGGGACAGUUUGCUUGUGCAGUUCACUUGUGGUGUAGGGAGCUCAGUGUUGUCAUCUGAUAUGAAGGAUGAGGUAGGAGAUAUUGAAGGUGAUGCCCCAUUGGCAAAGCGAUUGCGAAUGUCAUCUUCUGAUGCAUUGCAAGAUAUGGUUAGUGGCGAGGAGCUCUCUUUGUAUGGGUCAGCUCCAAAUAAUGCAGAAUCAGCUCAGAAGUCUUUUUCAUUUGCUGUAAGGGACUCUUUGAUUAAUGUUGGUCCUUUGAAGGACUUCUCCUAUGGUUUAAGGAUUAAUGCAGAUGCAAAUGCUACUGGAAUUGCUAAACAGAGUAAUUACGAACUGGUGUGCUGUUCGGGUCAUGGAAAGAAUGGUGCUCUCUGUGUUCUUCGUCAAUCAAUUCGUCCAGAAAUGAUUACUGAGGUUGAACUACCAGGCUGCAAGGGAAUUUGGACUGUUUACCACAAGAAUGCACGUGGUCAUAAUGCUGACUCUUCUAAAAUUGCUGCUUCUGAUGACGAGUAUCAUGCAUAUUUAAUUAUAAGUCUGGAGGCUCGUACAAUGGUACUUGAAACAGCUGAUCUUCUGAGUGAAGUCACAGAAAGUGUCGACUAUUUCGUGCAAGGGAGAACAAUUGCUGCAGGGAAUUUGUUUGGAAGGCGUCGAGUUGUGCAGGUUUAUGAACGUGGUGCUCGAAUUUUAGAUGGUUCUUUUAUGACUCAGGAUUUAAGCUUUGGAACUUCAAACUCUGAAAUGGGUUCUGGUUCAGAGAGCUCCACAGUGCUAUCAGUUUCUAUUGUUGAUCCCUAUGUUUUACUGAGAAUGUCUGAUGGUGGUAUCCGGCUCCUUGUUGGAGAUCCUUCUUUGUGCACUGUUUCUAUAAGCAUUCCAGCUGCCUUUGAGAGCUCAAAGAAAUCGAUAUCUGCCUGCACACUGUAUCAUGAUAAAGGACCUGAGCCAUGGCUCCGGAAGACAAGUACUGAUGCUUGGCUUUCCACAGGAAUUGACGAGGCUAUUGAUGGUGCUGAUGGUGUCUCACAUGAUCAGGGUGAUGUAUAUUGUGUUGUUUGUUAUGAAAGCGGUUCCCUUGAAAUAUUUGAUGUGCCCAAUUUCAAUUGUGUUUUCUCUGUGGAUAAGUUUGUAUCGGGAAAUGCACACCUCGUUGAUACAUUAAUGCGAGACCCACCAAAAGAUCCCCAAAAACUGAUCAACAAAAGUUCUGAAGAAGUGAGUGGCCAGGGCCGGAAAGAAAAUAUACAGAAUAUGAAAGUUGUAGAGCUGGCUAUGCAGAGAUGGUCGGGACAGCAUAGCCGUCCUUUUCUUUUCGGGAUUUUGAAUGAUGGGAUGAUUCUUUGUUACCAUGCUUACUUGUUUGAAGGUCCAGAGACUGCCUCUAAAACUGAGGAUUUAGCUUCUGCUCAGAAUACUACUGGUGUAAGCAAUCUUAGUGCUUCCAGGCUCAGAAAUUUGAGAUUUGUUCGUGUCCCCUUGGACACAUAUGCUAAAAAGGACACAUCAAAUGAGACAUCGUGCCAAAGAAUGACAAUUUUUAAGAACAUUGCUGGCUAUCAGGGGUUGUUCCUUUCCGGGUCAAGACCAGCUUGGUUUAUGGUGUUCAGAGAACGUCUACGCAUUCAUCCACAGCUUUGUGAUGGUUCAGUCGUUGCCGUCACUGUUCUUCACAAUGUUAACUGUAACCAUGGGCUCAUAUAUGUUACAUCACAGGGUAUUUUGAAGAUUUGCCAACUGCCGCCCAUCACAAGUUAUGACAAUUAUUGGCCAGUACAAAAGAUUCCGUUGAAAGGAACUCCUCAUCAGGUCACUUACUUUGCUGAGAAGAAUUUAUACCCGCUUAUAGUUUCAGUACCCGUUCAUAAGCCACUGAAUCAAGUUCUUUCAUCUCUGGUUGAUCAAGAAGUUGGCCAUCAGGUUGAAAAUCAUAACUUGAGUUCUGAUGAACUACACCGAACUUAUAGUGUUGAUGAAUUUGAGAUUCGGAUUAUGGAGCCGGACAAAUCUGGUGGCCCUUGGCAAACUAAAGCUACCAUUCCAAUGCAAACUUCUGAAAAUGCUCUAACUGUUCGAGUGGUUACACUUUUUAAUACAACCACAAAAGAGAAUGAAACACUUUUAGCAAUUGGGACUGCUUAUGUGCAAGGGGAGGAUGUUGCUGGGAGAGGACGGGUUCUUUUAUUUUCAGCUGGAAAAAGUGCUGACGAUACCCAGACCUUGGUUUCAGAGGUUUACUCCAAAGAAUUGAAGGGUGCCAUUUCUGCAUUAGCCUCACUUCAAGGUCAUCUGUUGAUAGCUUCUGGCCCUAAAAUUAUUUUACACAAGUGGAAUGGUACUGAACUGAAUGGUGUGGCAUUUUUUGAUGUUCCACCAUUAUAUGUUGUGAGCUUAAAUAUUGUCAAGAAUUUUAUCCUUCUCGGUGACGUUCACAAAAGCAUUUACUUUCUCAGUUGGAAGGAGCAGGGAGCUCAACUCACUUUAUUGGCCAAGGAUUUUGGUAACCUUGAUUGUUUUGCAACGGAGUUUUUGAUUGACGGAAGUACGCUGAGCCUUGUAGUUGCAGACGAGCAAAAGAACAUUCAGAUCUUUUACUAUGCACCAAAGAUGUCUGAGAGUUGGAAAGGCCAGAAGCUUCUCUCAAGGGCUGAGUUUCAUGUUGGUACCCAUGUGACUAAGUUCCUGCGGUUGCAGAUGCUCUCUACUUCAUCUGACCGAACAGGGACCAAUCCGGGCUCUGAUAAAACCAAUCGCUAUGCUCUGUUAUUCGGUACCCUGGAUGGGAGCAUUGGCUGUAUUGCACCUCUUGAUGAACUGACAUUUCGUAGGUUGCAGUCAUUACAGAAAAAGCUUGUGGAUGCUGUUCCCCAUGUUGCUGGUCUGAAUCCAAGAGCUUUCCGCCAGUUUCAGUCAAAUGGAAAGGCUCAUCGGCCUGGCCCUGACACCAUAGUUGACUGUGAGCUUCUAAGCCAUUAUGAGAUGCUUCCAUUGGAGGAACAGCUUGAAAUUGCAAACCAGAUAGGGACGACUCGUUCACAAAUUUUCUCAAACUUAAAUGACCUCUCCAUAGGAACGAGCUUCUUGUGACUUGAGUGCAUCACAUUUGAAAAUGAGCUUAGAGAGAGGGUGCACAUCAUUAUGUUUGGAUUGCCGCAUUCCUGGUAAGUUGGUAUUACCUUGUUCAUUCGUGAUUGUUGGUGUGAUCCGCAGAAUUGAGAUAAAAUUCGGCGAGGGGGUCGGAGAGAAUUGGGAAAUGUUGUAACUCCAAUGUUGUAUUUAUUAAUUUGUGCUAAACAAAUGAUGACUGGUCAUUACUUUUAGGUGACAAGCAUCAAGAGGUGCUAGCUAACCAUACUGCUAGGGUUAGAACUUUGUUCAGUUUUGCCAUGACGAGUAUAACAGACUAGCAACCUAGUGACUCGUUACCUCUGAAGAGUGUAUUUAGUUUUAUUCACAUGAAAUAACAUAUUGAUGAAAUUACCAUGA
Prunus dulcis (almond) is the source of this 5018-nucleotide messenger RNA. Its product is annotated as cleavage and polyadenylation specificity factor subunit 1. Gene Ontology annotation, molecular function: nucleic acid binding; protein binding. Gene Ontology annotation, cellular component: nucleus. The transcript is spliced from 26 exons. NCBI's taxonomy places the organism in Eukaryota, Viridiplantae, Streptophyta, Magnoliopsida, Rosales, Rosaceae. The record is from RefSeq and is a predicted model, not a curated record. Bases 240 to 4619 code for a protein of 1459 amino acids.